Desarmillaria tabescens is the source of this 2504-nucleotide messenger RNA. RefSeq lists its product as uncharacterized. Gene Ontology annotation, molecular function: DNA-binding transcription factor activity, RNA polymerase II-specific; RNA polymerase II cis-regulatory region sequence-specific DNA binding; zinc ion binding. Lineage: Eukaryota; Fungi; Basidiomycota; Agaricomycetes; Agaricales; Physalacriaceae. The transcript is spliced from 3 exons. Gene Ontology annotation, biological process: negative regulation of transcription by RNA polymerase II; positive regulation of transcription by RNA polymerase II. The record is from RefSeq and is a predicted model, not a curated record. Bases 470 to 2272 code for a protein of 600 amino acids.
CCGGGAGAUAAGCGGCGAUUAGUCUCGAACCGUUAUCAAUCGCGCAAUAAGAUCGCUCUGAUUGGCUGGGGCGUUAUCUGGAUUUAUCUGCCCCUGCUGACACUUUUCCCCGGCCUGUUUAUUUUCACAUCUUGUUCACGAACCACCAUCAUCUACGUGAAAUUUUGCCUCUCUGCUGGGCCAGUCUUCUUGCUCACUAUUCCCUGCUUUCUUCUCCCUCCGGUCGCCCAAUAGGAUCGUCCUGCACAGCCAGGACAACCGGAAACAGCCCCCAAAAGUAACCCAAUAAUGUCGCCAGUUGUUCUAGAACCGCCCGCUCUGAACAUGCAUAAUUCGCCUAUUACAUCGACAAUGUCUCGUACGUGUCGCCCUUGACGUGUCCGAUGGACGGCAUCAGUCGUAUUGAUGCUCAUCACUAUUAGAUCUUGAAUCAACAGCUUCUAACUUACCUUCGGAUCUAUACGACGCCAUGAAGCGGUCAGGACCUUCGGAGGAGUAUAAUUUCCCCAACGGAACGGGCCAAACACCGCGACUGACGUGCGUGAACUGUGGAACGUCGGAUACCCCGCUCUGGAGAAGGGAUGCAGACGGUAACUCUGUCUGCAACGCUUGUGGUCUUUAUCAAAAGUCUCGGCAUAUGCCUCGUCCAUCGUCACUCGCUCGAACACCACCACCUCAUCCUCCGCCGCCAUCCUUCACUUCUGCUCCCACCAACGGAACUAAUGGUUUAGGGUCAAAACAAAUGUCUACCUCACCGACUCUAUCCUCGUCCCAAAAUCAGCGCAAGCCCUCAUCUCCCACGGAACACGCUGCCACCAACCCAUCGCCAACUGCGCCAACAGCUUCGCAUCAUGUUGGAGGAACAUGUCCCGGAGAUGGAAGAUGUGACGGCACAGGUGGGAGCUCAGCCUGCUCAGGCUGUCCCACUUAUAACAAUGCUGUAUCAGUUUCAUCCCGGAUGAUGGAGAUGGAAAAGAAACCUAGCAGCAGCAACGAUCCCGCUGGCAGCGCAAAGGGCGCCGUCGUCGAGUCACCAUCCCAGCCAACCAACACCGCUAAUUCACCUUCUGUAGGCGGUGCUGGUGAUGAUGCGGCACCGAGUUCACCGGGCCAAGGAGAUGGUGCUGGGAGUCCGGAUCCGAGUGGUGGACCUGGCGGGAGCGGGAACCCUUCGAGGAAGAUGCCAAGAGGUGCCGUAGGAGCGUUGAGUUGCGCAAACUGUGGGACAAGCACGACGCCCUUGUGGAGACGGGACGAUGUCGGCAAUAAUAUUUGUAAUGCGUGCGGCCUCUACUUUAAGCUUCACGGGACUCAUCGUCCCAACUCGAUGAAGAAAAGUGUUAUCAAGCGUCGAAAACGUGUACCCGCUGCUGGUCCUGUUGGUCCCCCGCCGUUAGGUCGAAUGUCUGAUCAGGCCGCAGCCGAGGCCUUGGUUUCUGUAGGCCGAUUCGGUGGUGUGGGAGUGGGUGACGAGAGUGAUGGGGAAGGUGCCGAUCAACCGAAAAGGAAGAAGGCCCGGAAAAGCAAAGGUGAUAAAAGGUCGGGCGAUGAUGAUGUUAACAUGGAUUCUGGUACAGGAGGUGAGGAGGACGGAGGCUCACGGAAACGCUGGACUGGGGAGGGCUCUCAUAGGCCGCCAUCGAUUGGUCCUUACCCCCACAUGCAACGCUCGUCACCGUUUAUUGCCGGUCAUGGAGGUUUCGAACUUCCUCCGUUAAAUGCGAUUGGCGGUGGUGUUCCGUCUGGUCCCGGCAUGCCUUCAGGUUACAUGAGGUCGGGAUCAAAUGCUCCAAGCAGAACACAUUCGCCUAUGGGACACGCAACAGCAGCACCUCCGCAGGGUGGUUAUAUCCUUCCUCCGCCCCAUGGAAUGUCGCCAUUCUAUACUGGCCCUUUAGCAACUCACUCCGGACAUGAACCGCCGAUGAGUAUGAUGGGAGGCGGUGGUAUACCGACCUUGGCGGAUUUGGAGAGGCAUUAUAUGGAACUGCAUGAGCACAAACGGCGAACGGAGGAGAUACUGGAUCGCACAGAUAGGUUGAUGGGAGAUGUCAAAAGGGGGAUGGAUGAGUUAAGGAACGCGACUGCUUCUAGUAGCGGCGCGCCAAGCGGCUCACAGUCUACGAGUCAACAACAACCACAAACGUCACUGCCUGCACCAGUGGGCGGUCCCUCCACUAGUGCCAUUCCUCUGCCGCGACCUUCUGAUAAAGACCGGAGUCGGGGGGAAAAUGUCUGGCCGACAUCUAUCAAUUCUGAACCGAGGGAUUGAUUGGGUCGCAAUAUCUCUGGCUUUUGAAUUCUACUCCACUCUAUUUUUUGUCGCAUCUCUUGGCUAUUACAUAUAUCGCACCCUUUCUUUAAUUUCUUAUCCACCUUCCAAUUUAUAUCGGGCGGAGGGUUGUUUAUAUUCCAAAGGGACGUUGACUAUUAGUUGCAUGUAUUUAUGAGCGCCCCUUCAUUAACAUCUUUCCGUUGUAUCUACUUCGUCGUUGAACUCGUUU